Molecule: messenger RNA, 2418 nt
Organism: Lampris incognitus (smalleye Pacific opah)
Lineage: Eukaryota; Metazoa; Chordata; Actinopteri; Lampriformes; Lampridae
Gene: rars1
Product: arginyl-tRNA synthetase 1
Exons: 15
Coding region: 83-2068 (661 amino acids)
Biological process (GO): arginyl-tRNA aminoacylation
Cellular component (GO): cytoplasm
Molecular function (GO): ATP binding; arginine-tRNA ligase activity
Source: RefSeq, a predicted model, not a curated record
GAAGAAUCGCAAGUAGAAGAAGACGUGGAGAAGGGAAAGAGAAAGCGGCCGUCCGAAGUUUACGCGUUUGUGCGAGGAGACGAUGGGAGACCCCGUGGCCGAAUACGAGAGCCGCCUGGACGCGCAGGAGCAGGAGAUAAGGUCUCUGUCUGCGGAGAUUGAAAAUCUAAAGAAUCCACAGAACCAAGCGUCCGCAACGCUCAGCGACCUGAGAGAAGAAAACGCCCGACUCAAGUACCGCGUCAACAUCCUGAAGAGGAGCCUGCAGGACGGGAGGAGCCAGUGCACACAGUUCAUGAUGAACAUCAACCAGCGGCUGCAGGAGGUCUUCGGCGAGGCCAUUGGCGCCGCGUGUCCCGAGCUGGAGAACCCGCCGCUCACCGUCAGCCCCAACCAGCAGGCCAAGUUUGGAGACUACCAGUGUAACAGCGCCAUGGCCAUCGCCCAGAUGCUGAAAACCAAAGGGUUAAAGGUCAACCCCAGAGAGAUUGCAGAGAAGAUCAUCCAGAACAUUCCAGAAAAUGAGCUGAUUGAGAAGACGAAGACAGCGAUCGCAGGACCAGGGUUCAUCAACGUCCACCUGAAGAGGAAGUUCGUCUCCAAACUGUUGACCAACCUGCUGCUCAACGGUGUCCAGCCGCCUCCGCUGGCCACCAAGAAGAGGGUGGUGGUGGACUUCUCUUCUCCCAACAUUGCUAAGGAGAUGCAUGUGGGUCACCUGCGCUCCACCAUCAUUGGCGACAGCAUGUGUCGCCUGUUUGAGUUCCUCGGCUUCGACGUCCUGAGGUUGAACCAUGUGGGAGACUGGGGAACUCAGUUCGGGAUGCUCAUCGCCCACCUGCAGGACAAAUUCCCCGAUUACCUGACCACCUGUCCACCCAUAGAAGACCUGCAGGCCUUUUACAAGGAGUCUAAGAAGCGUUUUGAUGAAGAGGAGGAGUUCAAGAAGAGAGCCUACCAGUGUGUGGUCAGACUACAGAGCAAAGAGCCAGCCUUCAUCAAAGCCUGGAACCUCAUCUGUGACGUCUCCAGGAAAGAGUUCCAGAAGGUCUACAACUGCUUGGACAUCAAAAUCAUUGAGCGAGGAGAGUCCUUCUACCAGGACAUGAUGACCGCCGUGGUGAAGGAGCUGGAGGACAAAGGUGUGGUGCAGCUGGACGAGGGUCGUAAAAUCGUGUUUGCCCCCGGUCAGUCCAUCCCGCUGACGGUCGUCAAGUCGGAUGGCGGCUACACCUACGACACCUCAGACUUGGCCGCACUACGCCAGCGCGUCUUCGGCGAGAAGGCCGACGUCAUCAUCUACGUCACCGACAGCGGACAGGCCAUGCACUUCCAAGUUGUGUUUGCUGUGGCUCGGAUGAUCGGCUGGUACGACCCCCAGGUGACCCGGGUGGAGCACGCAGGGUUUGGAGUGGUGUUGGGCGAGGACAAGAAGAAGUUUAAGACUCGGUCCGGUGACACGGUGAGGCUGAUGGAUCUGCUGGAGGAAGGCCUGAAGAGGUCCAUGGACAAGCUGAAGGAGAAGGAGCGAGACAAGGUCCUGACCCCGGAGGAGCUGACCAAAGCCCAGAGGUCGGUGGCGUUCGGCUGUAUUAAAUACGCCGACCUCAGCCACAACCGCAUCAAUGACUACGUCUUCUCCUUUGACAAGAUGCUGGACGACCGGGGAAACACGGCCGCCUACCUCCUCUACGCCUUCACCCGCAUCAGGUCCAUAGCCCGCCUGGCCAACAUUGACGAUGCCUCGCUGAGGAAGGCAGCGGCGACCACGGAAGUCCUCCUGGACCAUGACAAGGAGUGGAAGCUUGGCAAAUGCAUCCUGCGCUUCCCGGAGAUCUUGCAGAAGAUCCUGGACGAUCUGCUGCUCCACACGCUGUGCGACUAUCUGUACGAGCUGGCGACCACCUUCACCGAGUUCUACGACAGCUGCUACUGCGUGGAGAAAGACCGUCAGACAGGUGAAGUGGUGAAGGUCAACAUGUGGAGGAUGCUCCUGUGUGAAGCCACGGCGGCCGUCAUGGCUAAAGGCUUUGACAUCCUGGGCAUCAACCCCGUCCAGAGGAUGUGAUGUCACAGGACGUGAUGUCACAAUGCCCAGCACCUUUUCAACACAAAUCACUAAAAUCCAGAGCAGGAGCACCAGAAGACGUAGUAAUAAAUACGACUACCACCGAAAAGACUUUCACAUCAGCAUCGGUAAAAUAAAAGUGAAGAAGACCAGCAGGACUUCAGAGCACGCGGGGUUGUAUUUCACAGCAGUGUGUUGUGUGUCAGCUAAGACGUCUGUUAGCUGCCGUUGAAAUAAACCAUUUGAUUUUGUGAUUUAAUCAUUUUGAGAGGGGGUAAUCAGGUUGUAAUCAGGUUUCAGUGAAACUCUUCAUCGCUGUAACAAUGACAGAAAUUAUAGCCAUGCCUCAG